This is a messenger RNA of Ylistrum balloti, 954 nucleotides long. Its product is annotated as piggyBac transposable element-derived protein 4-like. Bases 1 to 954 code for a protein of 317 amino acids. The record is from RefSeq and is a predicted model, not a curated record. The transcript has a single exon. NCBI's taxonomy places the organism in Eukaryota, Metazoa, Mollusca, Bivalvia, Pectinida, Pectinidae.
AUGGCUGAAGAUGAAUUCCACGAUUUUGUUGGCAACUCCGAAAGUGAGGAUGAGGAGUUUUUAGGGUUUAACUUGGAUGAAAUUACAGACGAUAUUGAGCAAGGUGAUGUGGACAGUGAAAUCGAACUUAAUGAGGACGAAAUCGCAGAAAUAAUGAGAGAAGUUGAUGAAGAAAUGUACCGGGAAGAGAGAGAUACGACACUCGAUGCUUACGAGUGCAACUGGCUACGUGAUUUUACCGAGCAACCGGGGCCUCGUCGCAUAGACGAAAAUGCUAGCGAGUACGACAUAUUUUCAAAAAUUGUGAAUGAAGAAAUAAUUUCUUUAUUAAUGGAAGAAACUAACAGAUAUUACCAGCAGCAACUGCUAAAGGUAGGUGGUAUUGCUUCCUUGAAACCUCACGCCCGUCCCAGAAAAUGGCAGGACGUUACAAACCAGGAAAUGAAAGCGUUUCUCGGAAUGAUGUUGUACAUCGGUCUUGUCCGAUUACCAAAUUAUGAAUCAUAUUGGAGUCAAGAUGAAUUGAUAUCUUUGAAAGGUUUUACUACCUUAAUGUCUAGAGACAGAUUUCUGAACAUUCUAGCGUAUUUUCAUGCAGCCGAUAAUGAUUUGGAGCCCCCAAGAGAGAGCCCAAAUUAUGACCCAACUUACAAGUUUUCAAAACUUGCCAGACUACUUAUCAGAAAUUGGCAACGGUAUUACUGUCCCCACAGGGAAAUGAGUACUGAUGAAACACUAAUUCCUUUCAAGGGAAGAACCAAAUUUAUCCAAUAUAUCCCUUCAAAACCCCAUAAAUGGGGGUUGAAAGUGUGGACAUUGGCCGAAUCCAAAACAGGAUAUAUGUAUAACUGGGAAAUGUACACGGGAAAACAGGCCGCCACCAACGAUAUAACAUUCCACUUUGUGUAUUUCCCUGCUUUGAGAGGUAUCAUACACAACUUAACUACAAGAUAA